Molecule: messenger RNA, 607 nt
Organism: Colius striatus (speckled mousebird)
Lineage: Eukaryota; Metazoa; Chordata; Aves; Coliiformes; Coliidae
Product: hemoglobin subunit beta
Exons: 3
Coding region: 52-495 (147 amino acids)
Biological process (GO): hydrogen peroxide catabolic process; oxygen transport
Cellular component (GO): haptoglobin-hemoglobin complex; hemoglobin complex; blood microparticle
Molecular function (GO): oxygen binding; oxygen carrier activity; peroxidase activity
Source: RefSeq, a predicted model, not a curated record
UUCCACACCAUUGUCUAAGGGAAGCCCCAGGCAGCCCCUCCAGCCCACACCAUGGUGCACUGGACAGGCGAAGAGAAGCAGCUCAUCACCAGCACCUGGGGCAAGGUCAAUGUGGCCGACUGUGGUGCUGAGGCCCUGGCCAGGCUGCUGAUCGUCUACCCCUGGACACAGAGGUUCUUUGCUUCCUUCGGGAACCUCUCCAGCCCCACUGCCAUCCUUGGCAACCCCAUGGUCCGUGCCCACGGCAAGAAAGUGCUCACCUCCUUCGGGGAAGCUGUCAAGAACCUGGAUGGCAUCAAGAAAUCUUUUGCCCAGCUGAGCAAACUCCACUGUGACAAGCUGCACGUGGACCCCGAGAACUUCAGGCUCCUGGGUGACAUCCUCAUCAUCGUCCUGGCUUCCCACUUCGGCAAGGACUUCACCCCUGGCUGCCAGGCUGCCUGGCAGAAGCUGGUCCGUGUGGUGGCCCACGGUCUGGGCCACGAGUACCACUGAGCCUCCCACCAGCACUCCUGCCUGCAGCAGCUCCUCCUGGCUCCAUGGGGAAACACCCCUCUGGUUCUGCUGGUCUCUAAUUGACAAAUAAAACACCAAAUGCUCCAAGCCA